GUUUCCCUGCCUCCUUCCAGUCUCGGGCUCAGCUCUGCCAUUUCCUCGCCGUGUGCAUCUUCAUGUGCACUGCCCAGCAUGCAGCCAUCAACGAGGGCCAGCUUGACUGGUAUGCCUUGAUCCCUAAUGGCCCGUGCUCAGUGAGGAUGCCCUCACCCACCACCAAGGAAGAUGUGACAAGGCCCACAGUGAUGAGGUCACUCCCUGAUGUCUGGCAGUCCUAUGUUCAAAUGGGCAUCAUGUGGCUUCUGAGCUGGCGGCAGGUGGACAUGUACCCCCUUGAGCAUCAGAAAGAAGAAUAUGUCUUAGGCCCUGAGCCCAAAGCUGUGCUGAGACAAUUUCAAACAGAUCUGGACAACCUGGAAAGGGAAAUCAUGGCCCGAAAUGAGAAGGUAGACCUUCCCUAUGACUAUCUGAAGCCUGGCUGCAUAGAGAACAGUAUCACUCUCUGA
This is a messenger RNA of Mandrillus leucophaeus (drill), 452 nucleotides long. RefSeq names its product arachidonate 12-lipoxygenase, 12S-type-like. Gene Ontology annotation, cellular component: sarcolemma; cytosol. Gene Ontology annotation, molecular function: metal ion binding; arachidonate 15-lipoxygenase activity; linoleate 13S-lipoxygenase activity. The annotation marks the transcript as partial. Lineage: Eukaryota; Metazoa; Chordata; Mammalia; Primates; Cercopithecidae. The transcript has 4 exons. The record is from RefSeq and is a predicted model, not a curated record. Gene Ontology annotation, biological process: linoleic acid metabolic process; lipid oxidation.